Actinia tenebrosa (Australian red waratah sea anemone) is the source of this 1538-nucleotide messenger RNA. RefSeq lists its product as uncharacterized. NCBI's taxonomy places the organism in Eukaryota, Metazoa, Cnidaria, Anthozoa, Actiniaria, Actiniidae. Gene Ontology annotation, molecular function: zinc ion binding; protein binding. The record is from RefSeq and is a predicted model, not a curated record.
UCCUCACUGAUGCAUGGUAUUUGAAAUUGGCUGCUCUAAAAGAAAUCGUAGAAAAGUGAUCCCACUAACAAACUAUAGAACUGAUUUAUUGUUAAGUGAUGGGAAAGAAGCGACAAUCCAGCAACCAAGACAUUUGAGGGUCCCUAAUAAUGUUCAUAUUGAAAUGAAACAGGCAGCGAUGUGAAACCCACUUUGAGCUUCAGUGAAUUCAUUGUUUUAAGUGACCACAACUUCUUCAUGUCCAAACAACAAACAAACAAACUAUAGAACUGAUUUAUUGUUAAGUGGUGGAUAGAAGCGACAAUCCAGCCACCAAGACAUUUGAGGGGCCAGUAAUAAUGUUCAUAAUGAAAUGAAACAGACAGUGAUGUGAAACCCACUUUAAGCUCUAGUGAAUUCAUUGUUUUAAGUGACCACAACUUCUUCACGUCUCUUUAUUGAUUAUUUCACUUAGACGUUUUCUACUCUCAAAAGGUUAAUGGAAAUAGCACAAAGAUUCGUGCAACAACUGCUUUUCAAUGUGGAUUUUUUAGAAACCUUUGAUUUCAGCUGCAAGAAGUUGUGGUCAAGGGUAAACGGUUAGAUAAUUAUGUUUCCAUGACGCAUUCUCCACAUUCUCUUUUCAUGUGACUACUUUAAAUAUCACAUUCCAGUUCCAAGAAAUCUGUCUCGCUGCAUUCCUUUUCUGCGUCCCUGUGAAAAUGGCUGCAAUCGAAUCGCUCGAAGACAUCAUAGACACCUUGGAAGAACAACUGACCUGCUCCCUUUGUCAUGAUGUACUCACUCAGCCCAAAACUCUCUCCUGUCUUCACAGUUAUUGUGCAAGAUGUAUCGCCCCUGACUUAUAUCAGAGCGGGAAUCGAAUGGACUGUCCAUUUUGCAACACGACGGUAGUUGUGCCAGAUGGUGACCCUUCGAAGCUACCUUCGUCGUUCUACUUGGAUUCUCUUCUGGACUUGCUUCAUGCGAUGAAAAGCAUAGCUAAUGAACCAGUUUUGCCCCAUUGUGUGAGCUGUGAACAACCGCGAGUCUUGGUGGCGUUUUGUCAGCAGUGUAAUGGCUUGAUAUGUGAGGCUUGCUGCAACGCCCAUCGGUUAUUCAGAGAAAUACGAGAUGAACACCAACCAAUAAUGCUCGAUCCAUUUAGGGAGGGAGACGUAAACAGUUUCAUCAAAACCCAGAUGCUGUGCAAGUGCCACGAGAGAAAGAAGCUUGAAUACUAUUGUCAAGAGGAAACAUGUAGACUCAGCGUUUGCCAAAAAUGCGCUACUUUGAAUCAUCUAAACCACCAACUGAAGAGCUUAGAAGACGCUGGACAGGACUCAAGGAACUUGAUCGAAGGAGCGGUGAAUCGAGUAGAGCAACGAAAACAAAACGAUGGACAAGAAUUAAAACAAUCUAAAGAAAACAUAGAGAGAAUUCAAAGAGAGAUAGACGUGGCAAAGAAGGACGUUCAAAAUGUAGUUAAAAUGAUUUGCAAGAUGGCCAAAGAACACGGAAUAGCGAAGGAGGAGGAACUCAACCAGACGCUCCAGGAA